Molecule: messenger RNA, 4017 nt
Organism: Brassica oleracea var. oleracea
Lineage: Eukaryota; Viridiplantae; Streptophyta; Magnoliopsida; Brassicales; Brassicaceae
Product: ATP-dependent DNA helicase Q-like 4A
Exons: 26
Coding region: 328-3885 (1185 amino acids)
Biological process (GO): DNA replication; double-strand break repair via homologous recombination
Cellular component (GO): chromosome; cytoplasm; nucleus
Molecular function (GO): ATP binding; four-way junction helicase activity; nucleic acid binding
Source: RefSeq, a predicted model, not a curated record
CUAAUCUCAUUUUACCACCGUUAUUUGUUUCCGAAAAUGAAGAAUCAAAUAUACGAAUUGAAAACAAUAUUCAAAAUUCAAAAAUAAUUUAUUAUCCUCGUUUAUUUGGGAACAUGAGAGGGAAACUAUCCCGCCAUUAGCAAAACUGCAUAAACUAGCAUCAAGCUCAAUCGGCGGCGACUUUUGUAUCCGACUUUCUCCGCCGGAGUGAUACCGUGCCGCUGUAGAAGCAAAUACCCCCAAUUGAUUCUCAAAUUGACGAAGUUGCGGUUGUCAAGGGAAGAUUAAAGUUUGGUGGAACAUCUGCAGCAUGUUUAAGAAAACGCUAUGAUUAAUUCAAAUCAAGUAAGUAGGAGUCAUCUCCCUGAAGUUCAGAAACCUAAAGUUCCUCAAACCAAUUGGUCAGAGCAUGCAAAGGCGUUCGAAGAUCCAUCGUCCAGGACUAAGCAUUUGAGCUCCGGUUUCCUUUACGCUCUAGAAAGUCAAAAGCCUAGAAAAAGCAGAGAUAUGGCGGCGAGGUCAAUUGCGUUUCCUAGUGUGAAUGCGCAUACUUUGGCGCACCCGCAAAUUGCAAAGGCUUGGAGUGCUCUUUCAAGUCUCUCAUUAAAUAAGACCUACCUAAGACCUGGAAUUACUCCCCCGGUUGAUGAUGGUGGCACCAAUGGCUCGUAUUCUGCAAGAGAGAGAUCCACUGUGAAAGUUACAUGUAGCACUGAUGGUUCUUUUUAUUCGAACAAUCAACAAAAUCAAAGUCAAAUGGGUGUACCAGGAACUGGAAGAAACUUUCACAGCUUUCCUCCCCCUGUCCCUGGUGAUGGUAAAAUAUUUGCUGAAAAGUUUCCACGGAUAAAUGAUGAGGCCAGAGAACCAGAAACUUGUUCCGCGCAUUUAAAUGGUGUGGAGAAACCAUUCAGGAGUUCUGCAUUCGCAGCUGAGCAGUUGGGAUCUGGAGAAGCAUGUCUUGAUGAGAUUGAUGAUGACAUACUUCAGAAUAUUGAUGUCGACCAAAUUAUGAUGGAACACUACCAAUCAACAAGUACCCCUCCGCCAUCUGUAUCUAGUUUGCCAUCGAGAACUCCACCUGUGGAUAGAAGUGCUUCCAGAAGAGAAGAAGAGUGUUGUCUGCCUCCUGAACUAUGCUCUAACUGCAGUCAUGGAAUAAAGCUAGGGCUUUGUCCAGAAGCUUCAACCCAUUUGGAACAAAUGAAGAACAUGUUGAUUGCAAUAUCAAAUGAACUUCUUGACGAUGAUACUGAUCUGAGUCCUGAUCGUAUUCAAGAGCUUCGUCAAGAGAGGUUACUGCUGAAGAAGCAAAUUCAGCAGCUCGAGGACCAUACUCGAGAUAAAGAAAAGCACAAGUCUCAGUUUUUGUCAUCUACAGCUACUCGUGCUUCACAGUGUGAAACACCUAAAUCAACAAAUCUAAGAUUUGAUCAUCCACAAACUGAUUCUCAAACACACUUUAAUGAGCAAGGAAGAUAUGCAUCUGAUAGCUGGAACAUGCCAAAAGAUUCUUCAUUGUCUGUAGAUAGGUAUGGUCUUUCAUCUGCUCCUGUAGAGAGAGAACAAUACGUUCCGAGGAUUAUCGAGGUGACGUACACUGAAGGUUCCAACGACCAAAAGUGGAGCAGUCGUGAUUUCCCUUGGACGAGAAAAUUGGAGGUCAGUAACAAAAAAGUGUUUGGAAAUCACUCGUUUCGACCUAACCAGAGAGAAAUCAUCAACGCGACAAUGAGUGGCUCUGAUGUAUUUGUGUUGAUGCCAACAGGAGGAGGCAAGAGUUUGACGUAUCAGCUCCCUGCUCUGAUCUGUCAAGGAAUAACAUUGGUCAUUUCUCCACUCGUGUCACUUAUUCAAGACCAGAUAAUGAACUUAUUGCAGGCAAAUAUACCCGCUGCUUCCUUAAGUGCCGGCAUGGAAUGGUCUGAACAACUGAAGAUCUUUCAGGAGCUUAGUUCCGAGCAUUCUAAGUACAAAUUACUAUACGUCACACCCGAAAAAGUGGCACAAAGCGAUUCUCUUUUGAGGCAUCUAGACAACUUAAACUCUUGUGGUUUGCUUGCUCGAUUUGUUAUUGAUGAAGCUCAUUGUGUGAGCCAAUGGGGGCAUGACUUUCGACCAGACUACCAGAGUCUUGGUAUUCUGAAGCAGAAGUUUCCAAACAUUCCCGUGUUAGCUUUAACAGCUACCGCAACAGCCAGUGUGAAAGAAGACGUUGUACAAGCCCUUGGCCUUGUUAACUGUGUUGUGUUCCGGCAAAGUUUUAAUCGCCCAAAUCUAUUGUAUUCCGUUGUUCCAAAGACGAAAAAGUGUCUGGAGGAUAUUGACAAAUUUAUAAAGGAAAACCAUUUUGAUGAAUGUGGAAUUAUAUAUUGUCUUUCAAGAAAUGACUGCGAGAAAGUUGCUCAAAAGUUACAGGAGUUCGGUCAUAAAGCAGCAUUCUACCAUGGAAGCAUAGAGCCUACUCAACGUGCUUUAGUACAGAAACAAUGGAGCAAGGACGAAGUCAAUAUAAUAUGUGCCACUGUGGCCUUUGGAAUGGGAAUCAACAAGCCUGAUGUCCGGUUUGUUAUUCAUCACUCGCUCCCAAAGUCUAUAGAAGGCUAUCAUCAGGAAUGUGGUCGUGCUGGCAGGGAUGGCCAGCGAGCAUCUUGUGUUUUGUAUUACGGUUAUGGCGACUAUAUACGAGUUAAGCAUAUGAUUAGCCAAGUAGGAGUUGACCAAAACCCCAUGGCAAUUGGUUAUAAUCGUGUAGCGAGUUCAGGGAGGUUACUUGAAACGAACACUGAAAACCUUCUCCGCAUGGUUAGAUACUGUGAAAAUGAGGUGGACUGCCGACGUUUCCUACAGCUAGUCCAUUUUGGGGAAAAGUUUGACUCCACAAACUGCAAAAGGACGUGUGAUAAUUGUUCAAGUAGCCAGAGUUUGAUUGACAAAGAUGUCACUUUGAUUACAAGGCAAUUGGUUGAACUGGUGAAGCAAACAGGAGAAAGGUUUUCAUCAUCUCAUAUUCUUGAAGUCUACAGAGGUUCCUUAAACCAAAUGGUGAAGAAACACAGACACGAGACGUUGCAGUUCCAUGGAGCUGGAAAACAUUUAACGAAACUUGAAGUCUCCCGUAUCUUGCACUAUCUCGUAACAGAGGAUAUUCUUGUGGAAGAUGUUAGGAAGAGUGAUAUGUACGGAUCCGUAUCAUCGUUGCUCAAGGUGAAUAAAUCAAAGGCUGCCUCACUCUUUUCUGGAAGCCAGACUAUAAUGAUGAGAUUCCCUUCUUCUGUAAAAGUAUUAAAGCCCUGUAAAGCUGCGCCAACCCCUGCAAAAGCUCCUUUAGUAUCAGCAGAUGCUCCUCCAGAAGAUGUGAAUCUCUCCGCCAUCAUGUACACAGCCUUGAGGAAGCUUCGUACGCUUCUUGUCAAAGAAGCCCCUGACGGUGUCAUGGCAUAUCAUAUAUUUGGCAAUGCAACACUUCAGCAGAUGAGCAAGAAAAUUCCAAGAACCAAAGAGGAACUCCUCGAGAUAAAUGGCCUUGGGAAGGCCAAAGUAUUAAAGUACGGUGAACGGUUGUUGGAAACAAUAGAGUCAACGGUGAACGAGUACUAUGGAACCAGUAAGAAAGAAGAGUCCAUGAUUAGUCCGGAUUCAGGGAAGAGGAGAAGAGACGAGAACAUUAGUCCGAAUGUAACCGAGGAGGAUGAUGAUUUCGCAGAGAGCUCAAGCCAGUCUUGCAAGAAAACGGUGAGAAGCAAAAGCAGUGAGGUUCUUCAUGGUGAAUGUGUAGAUGGAGGUGGAGUAGGUAUGGUCAUGGAGAAGCUAGAUUUUGAUUUUGAUUUUGAAGACGAAGAUGGGUCGGAGAUACGACCUGAGGGGAGAGUAUUACCCUGGUGAAGUAGUAACCAUUGUGAAAUGUUAAAUUUAAAUUGCUGUAAACUUCUAUGGUCUAGGCGGUGGUGUACCUUAAUGUUCAGUAGAAUGUUGAAUUGUCAGAUUAUUAAAUUAUAUAUCUACACAUUUGAAGUA